AACAGAGCCCAUUGUGGUACUCAUAAAUUCAAGUUGUUGCUCCAGUUCUUAAGCACUAGAAACCAAGCGGAGACCAAAAAGCAAAAAAAGAAAAUUUUUUGUUUGUAACGGCUGGAGACCUGGAGUGAUGAGCAAUGCUGAUUGAUGGCAGAUGACAGAUGUGCAGUUCCUCUUCUGCAUGCCUUCCAUUUUUCAUAUUGCAAAAUGGCCGCUGAUGGUGCCGGUUUUGCUGAGCAAGAGUUAAUCAAGCAACUUGUUGAUGCUGGGAAUGAGCUUCUCCAGAACCCUCCGGCUUCAAGAGAGGAGCUUUUGGGAAAACUUGAAAGAUUAGGGCUUCUUCUUUCUAAUGUAUAUCAAGGGCAAUCUGGAUCAUUUCAUGAAGCACUUGAACCAUCAAUCAAGGCACUAUUUGGCGAUGGACUUGUACAACAUGCUGAUCUGGAAGUGAAAACCUCAACAACAUACUGCUUGAGUGAGAUUUUGAGAAUAACAGCUCCAGAUCAACCAUGUGAUGAUAAAUCAAUUGAGGAGUUUUUUCAGCUUGCAAUAAUGGCCUUCGGGAAGUUGGCAAACGUGGAGGAUCGCUGUUAUUCAAAGGCUGCAUCAAUUCUUCAGACUUUUGCUAAGUACAGGCUGUGUGUGCUAAUGUUGGAUCUUGAGUUGGAUGCGUUGAUUCUAGAGAUGUUUCAGCUAUUUCUGAGUUCCAUUUGCCCCAACAAUGCUGAUGCUCUAUUACCAUACAUGGAGGCAAUCAUGACAAUUAUAAUAGAGGACAGUGAAGAAAUCUCAACGGAUCUUCUAAAUAUCCUCCUAACUAGUGCAAACAAGGAAAACCAGCAGAAUCCUUUGAAUCUUUCUUAUGUGCUGGGAGAGAGAGUCUUUAGGAAUAGCAAUGUUAAGCUGCAACAAUAUAUCCCUGGAGCUGUGAAAUCCUUGGGUAUUAACAUCAACGAUUAUGCUGAAAUAGUGGAAUUAUCAUGGCGGGAGGCAAUUGAAAGAGAAAAUUUGGAUAAGAAGGAGCUUGCACCAAAUUCUGCUUCUCCUAGAGAUGUUGGCACAACUCAGAAGUUAUCAAGCAGUGAUUGUCCGAGAGAAAUUCCAUCCUCGGAUUUGGCCAAGGCUGCACAAAAGAGCCUCGCUCCUCCAACUAGAAGAAGAGGGCGUAAGCCAAAUUCUUUGAUGAAGCCAGAGGAAGGGUAUGAUCACACUUGGAUCAGCAUCGAAGGAAAAUCUGAUAAAACUCCCUGCCAAGGGAAAGUGAGCAAAAAAAGAAGUGGUCGUCCUCGUAAACAUUUGGUUUCUAAGGGAUCACAUUUCACAUCAGGUACGAGUGAGGCUGAGAUCUUAAAGCCUACCGCAUCGCAAAGUCUCAACACUAUUGAAGACUUCCGGACUAGAGAAAGACGUGCAGAAGAGGAAAACAAACCAAGUGACGGUGAACAAUUGAUGCCAGUUUCAGAUUCGCUAAAAGGUGCAGAAGAGGAAAAGAAACCAAGUGAUGGUGGUUAUCGUUCUGCUUCUACUAAAAAACAGAUCAACAGUGGUGAAACUUCCAAAAAGCGUAAGAGGAAGUAUUCUCCUUCAGAAAAGGCGCCAAGAAAGCAAUCUGAAAAGCUGGUUGGUAGCAGAAUAAAGAUUUGGUGGCCAUUAGAUCAGACGUUCUAUGAAGGUAGUAUCAAAUCUUUUGACUAUUUCAAGAAGAAGCAUGAGGUCAUUUAUGACGAUGGAGAUGUAGAAUAUUUGGAUCUUUCAAAAGAACACUGGGAAUUAAUCAGAGAUGUUAAGUCAGCUGUUGAUGAACAAGAGACUGUGGCAGGUGUUGCCGAUUUAUCUGAAACAAAGCUUGACCAUGUAACAAAUUUGGAUCGCUCUGCAAGAAGUACGUGCAAGGCUCGGGAUGGUGCUGAAUUAGCUGUAGAGAAACGAGAAGUUGAACAGCGCAAGGCUUCCAGAAGCAAUUCAGCGCCAUCAACAUCUGAAAGGGCAGAUGAUGCUUCCGUUGAAUUACGUGUUGUGAAACAACAAGUUGAAAAGCGGAAAGUCAUCAGAAUAAAACCAACACAUCAAAGGGUUCGGGACGCUGCUGCUGAAUUAGCUGUAGGGGAAGAAGGUGAAAAGCGGAAAAACAAAAGGAGACGAACAAAGAAGGCAACCCCUAGAUUCUCAGUCCUUGAUAGCGAAAAGGUGAAUGUUAAAGGCUAUCAAGUGAAAGCCAGUGCUGCUUCUAUAUUGGAGGAGAUUUUCGAAAAGCAUGGAGAUAUCGCUGCCAACUGUCCCUACCCAUCACGGGGGUUUAGGGCCUCCGUCUUUGAGGUAAUCUGUGAUGUCAUCAGACAACUGAGAACUAAUGAUUGGGGAACCAUUGUUUCGAUGGUUGGACAGAUGAAGACUGAAGUCUCUGACACUGCAGCUGCUGCUCAUCUCGAGGUCUCGUGGCUGAAGCAGAUUCUCGAUGAUAUUCCAACCGAGGGUGAUGGGCAGCUAGCGAGUGUAAUCACAAACACUUCACUUGUUAGUAAAGCAGCCAGGAAGGACUUGACACAGAGAAAAGCCGAGCUUUUGAUUGCAGAGCACAGCUACGAGGAGGCCAAAAGACAGCUUGAGCGUGCUGAAGAGAGUAAACGAACAGCAGAAAGGGCAGUCGAGGUUCUUGAAUCAGUGAAGAAAAAGGCCCAAAAUGACAUAGUGUUGAACUUCAACAAACGGAAUGAUCUGCAUAACAGGUUCUUUACUCUCCAAUAACCUCCCGGGGCCUGCUCUAUCCCAAACCUCCUGUGUAUCAAGUUUUCAGACCUUCGAGGGCUUCAGAGUAAGGGAGAAUAAUUGUGAAGAUUCGGGGAAAGAGCUGUUUGCUGAGAAAUCCCAACGGUGUUGUUCUGAGCCCAGUCACUGAUAUGACAGUUUCCCCAUGGUGGUGGAUGAAGAGCCACUGAUGCUCUAGGGAAUUAGUUUAGAACAUUUGUCUGUAUGUAUGUUCCUUUUUAACUUGUAAAUAUGAUUUUGGAACCCAAUGAAAGCCUUUGUUUAUCCUUCUCAAUCAGUA
Messenger RNA from Ipomoea nil (Japanese morning glory), 3043 nucleotides. RefSeq lists its product as uncharacterized. NCBI's taxonomy places the organism in Eukaryota, Viridiplantae, Streptophyta, Magnoliopsida, Solanales, Convolvulaceae. The coding region runs from base 145 to 2742 and encodes 865 amino acids. The record is from RefSeq and is a predicted model, not a curated record. Gene Ontology annotation, biological process: DNA repair; mitotic sister chromatid cohesion. Gene Ontology annotation, cellular component: nucleus; chromatin. The transcript is spliced from 15 exons.